Molecule: messenger RNA, 4291 nt
Organism: Drosophila takahashii
Lineage: Eukaryota; Metazoa; Arthropoda; Insecta; Diptera; Drosophilidae
Gene: Oseg6
Product: intraflagellar transport protein Oseg6
Biological process (GO): cilium assembly; intraciliary retrograde transport
Cellular component (GO): cilium; intraciliary transport particle A
Molecular function (GO): protein binding
Source: RefSeq, a predicted model, not a curated record
UGGAAACGGAAAAGUCAUAAACAAAAGCCGGAAAAUUAUGAAUUGCAGAAUGUUCGCUCCCGCAAAAUAGAAAUAAAGAAAUAAAGUAGAAAAUGUCCUUUGAGAAAAUCCUUUACAAAUACGAGGAACCGCACGGGAUCGGAGAUGUGUACUUUAUUUGGCAGAAGGCCCUGCUGGCCACAACUGGAACCGAUGGCUCCGUGGCCCUGUACAAUCGGCAGGGACAGCUGGUGCAGCGCAUCAUACUCUCAGGCCUGUGUUCGGGAUUCGCCGGGGACCAAGAGGGCGACCUGCUGGGCAUCAUCACCAGUGGCUCGCCCAACAUCACGCUGUGGGACUACAACAGCCAGGAGAAGAUCAGUGUGGAGACGGGCCUGCGGGAUCCGUUGACCUGCAUCCUGUGGUCCAAGCAGCAGCAACUGCUGGCCGUGGGCACCGGACGCGGGAACCUGGCCAUCUACAACCACAGCAGUGGUAAGCGACCCACUCCGGUGCUCGGGAAGCACAGCAAGCGGAUCACCUGCGGCGCCUGGUCCGCCCAGAAUCUUCUGGCGCUCGGCUCGGAGGACAAGAGCUUCUCGCUGAGCAACGAGGAUGGGGACACGGUGCGCGUCGUCCAGCUGCGAGAUGCCCCCACCGACAUGUACUUCGCCGAAAUGGCCAAUGACGAACGCAUCGCCGGCGACAAUGCCAUCAGCAUGAUCAUCGGCAAGCGCACCCUGUUCCUGUACUAUCUGCCCGAGCCGGAGAACCCCACGGAGCUGGGCUUCCAGAGUCGCUACGGAUCGCUGAUGCAGCACAAGUGGUUCGGCGAUGGCUACAUCCUGUUGGGCUUCUCCAACGGACACGUGGUGGCCAUCUCCACGCAUCCCAAGGACGUGGGCCAGGAACUGUGGCAGGUGAAGAACCACAAGGACACGCUGACCGGACUAGCCUACUGCCCCACCCUGGACAUAGUUGCCUCCUGCGGGGAUGACAGCAUUAAGAUUCACUCGAUUACGAAUCUUCAGGAGACGGAGCGCAUCAUUACCGUGCCAGAUCACGCAGGCGUUCAGAUGAUCGACUGGUCACCAGAUGGUCAACUCCUGGCGGUGACCACGAGCAAUGGCACUGUGUACAUCUAUGUGACCAAGCUGCCGCACCUGUUUGCCGUCUCAGCUCCCCGGAUUGUGCUCUUGAGCAGUCUGGCCGAGGUGACCAUCUAUGUGUAUGCACCGGACAAGAGCAAGUCGCUGCCCUUCCGCUUGCCCCUCGAGGGAGAACCCACCUUCAUGGCCGUGGGUCCGUAUAAUUUUGCAGCGGGAAUUGCUAAGCACGUAUGGUUCUAUGAUCUCGGAAAGAGUCUGGGCGAAGAGCCGCGUCCACUGAGCGAACGCGACUUCCCGCGCGGCGUGGAGAGCAUGAAGCUGAAUGCCGACUACUGUGCUGCCCUCUGCCCGCCUCAGCUGAUCCUUCAGGCCAUCGCCACCGACAAUCCGAACUGCAAGGAUAAGCUGCAGACGGUCUUUCCCACCGCGUUGCCCAACAUGCCCAGUGAUGCGGUGAUCACGUGCUUUGCCCUCAGCCAGGAGCUGCUGAUAUUUGCCACCGAUAUAGGUCACCUCGUGUUCUAUUCGUUGGAGAAAUGGGACAGUUGUACCAUCUACAGACAUAGCAUGGGCAUCAGGCAACUCUUCAUGGACAUAGAAGGCACCAAGGUCAUAUUCAUAGACGACCACUCCCAGGGCUAUGUGUUUUUGCCUGUUGUGGAGGAGUCUCUGCUCAUCCCGGACAUUCCCAAGCAGUGCCUCGGCUGUCUCUGGGAUCUCACGCAACCGAACAUCUUCAUCAGCUACGAUGCGAGGAUCGUGAAUACGCACGCCUUUGUGCGGCACUCUGUGCAAGGAACACACACCCUGAAGGUGGGCGAGUCCAAACUGAAUCCGGGUCAAUUUCCUUUGUUGCUCUGCGGCGGGGAAAUGGCGCUGCAUGUCGAUGGUGGUCAGUAUGCCACCCAGUCGCUCAGUACCCAUGUCGUGAAUCCAAGCAACAGUCAGACGGCGAAUCUUCAGGUCCUCCUGCGGCUGAGGAACUACGAUGAGGCCUACAAGCUGUGCAAGCAGAUGAACCAAAGUAGCGCCUGGCGGGAGUUUGGGGAACAGGCCAUUGCGGAUCUGGAACCGGAAAUUGCCAUUCGAGCCUAUCGUCAGCUGGGCGAUGCUGCUCUGGUGAAUGCCUUGAGUGAGCUGCGCUACAUGGAGGAUCUGGAUAUGCUUAUCGGCUGUUGUUGCAUGCUUUUGGCCCAGUACGAUCAGGCCAAGGAGCACAUGCUGAGGGGAGUUUACACCAGAGCAGCUCUGGAACUCUGUCGAGAUCUGCUGCAGUGGGAUCAGGCGCUGCUCCUGGCUCACAAGAACGAUCCCGAGGAGGUGCCCUACAUCGCUAGGGAGUAUGCCCAGCAGUUGGAGUUCACUGGCAACUAUGCAGAUGCUCUCUAUCACUACGAGAAGGGCUACAAGGAGGAUUUGAUCAACAGCAAGGAGACUGAUACUGCUGCUUUAAUGGAGAGUUCUCCCGAGUUCGAGGAGCAUGUGCGUCUCUGCAAAAUGGGCAUUGCAAGGACCUCGAUCAGGGCAGGAGACUUCAGACGUGGGAUCCAAUAUGCCGUGGAGCUGGAGGACCAGCAGCUCUUGUUUGAUUGCGCAGAGCUACUGGCCACCGUGGGUCAUCUUACCGAGGCAGCCGGACUGUACGAGCGCGGUGGUUUCUAUGAUGAGGCCUGUGGUCACUACAUUGCCCUGAAGAUGUGGAACAAGGCCAACAAUGUCCUGCCCAAGGUGAAGAGCACCAAACUUCAUGCAGCCUAUGCCAAGGCAAAGGAGAACGAUGGCCACUUUGAGGAGGCAAUAAGGAGCUACCGCAUAGCCGGUGACUUGGAUGCCUGCGUUAGGAUCUAUCUGGACCACCUGUGCGAUCCACAUGCUGCCUCUGAAAUCGUUUUGGAGUCACGUUCAAUGGACUCGGCCAAGCUGUUGGCCAAGUUUUACCAAAAAAUUGGCGAUGUGGAGCAGGCCCUUCAGUUUCUAGUCAUCUGCGGCUGCGUGGAGGAGGCCUUCGCCCUCGCCCAACGGCACAACAAGUUGAGGCGUCACGGAGAGCUCCUCGAGCGUUAUGAGAAUGCCAAAUCCUCUGAUUAUCUGGCCCUGGCACAUUACUUUGAGGGCGAAAAGUACACACUACUGGCGGGCAAGUAUUACUUUCUGGCCAGGGAGUUUACCAAGGCGUUGAGGUUUCUGCUCAAGGCCUCGGCCUUUAACAACGAGGAGCAGGUCUCUCUGUCGCUGGCCAUUGACUGCGUGGCCACCUCGAACAACGAGCAGUUGGCCUCCCAGCUUAUCGAGUUUCUGCUGGGCGAAGUGGAUGGAGUACCGAAGGAUCCGCGGUAUCUAUUCCGUUUGUACAUGGCUAGGAAGCACUAUAAGGAUGCGGCCAAGACGGCUGUAAUUAUUGCCAACCAGGAACAGCUCGCUGGAAAUUACAAGUCGGCCAGGGAUCUGCUGUACUCCAUGUACCAGGAACUACGCCGGAAUAAUCUUUCCGUUACGGCUGAGAUGAGACACCAGUUUAUAUUGCUACAUCGCUACACUUUGGUGCGAAUUCACGUAAAGUUGGGAAAUCAUUUACUAGCCGCCAAACUUCUGGUCCAAGUGGCCGCCUGCAUAUCUCAGUUUCCGGAGCAUAUCAUUCCCAUUCUUACCUCCACGGUGAUUGAGUGCCAUCGAGCUGGUCUCAAGAAGUCGGCGUUUACCUAUGCCUCCACUCUGAUGCGUCCUGACUAUCGUAACCAACUGGACUCCCGGUAUGCAAAGAAGAUCGAAUCGAUUGUGCGCAAAGCUCCCAAGGGCAUCAAGCAGUUGAGGGAUGAAAUCGACGACGAGACCAUGGAGUGUCCCAUCUGCGAUUCGAACCUGGCCAACAUGGAGGUGACCUGCUAUAGUUGCAAGACCACACUGCCCAUCUGCAUCGCCACUGGACAGCACAUCAUCAAGCAACUCAUGACCUCGUGUCCUCAAUGCGAUUUUCUUUGCUUCCGCGCGGAAAUGGAGAACAUACUGUCGGAAAAUGGAGAGUGUCCCAUGUGUGGCGAGAAUGUGGCCCCGGAACAGCUUCUGGAUGUUGAGGACAUACGACCUUAUAUUCUGGCAGCUUCCUAAGAUCGAAAUAUUAAUGGACUGAAUAAAACGAAUAGACUGCACAUCACAUCACAACACCAAAAAUAUAUAAAUAUAAGUUGCAAAGCACUAAAUACACU